Molecule: messenger RNA, 2110 nt
Organism: Schistosoma turkestanicum
Lineage: Eukaryota; Metazoa; Platyhelminthes; Trematoda; Strigeidida; Schistosomatidae
Source: the annotation of a GenBank genome assembly
AUUUACGUCUAGCUAAAGCGCCUGAAUGAGUUAAGUUGUUGUGUAACGCAUUCGAAACCUAACUUUACUAACUUCUAGUUCUGAUUAUCAGUUUGUCUUGAUUUCAUGCUGGCUUUAUUUCCCGUUGCUGUGUAUUGCUGUCUCUAUUGAAUAUAACACCACACUGCUUCUCACGCAUCUCCAGUACACAAAGUACCUAGUUGCUAAAGACAAACUAGCCAAAGACUGAAGUUAAAGUUGCAAUGAGAUUACCGCCGUUUCUUCCGCAUGCUUUUGUAAAGCGCUGUGUGAAUAUCAGUCUUCGUUGUCAUACAUGUACAGUUUCUGGACCGAAUAACUUAUCAAACCAUAGCACUAGUUUUACCUCAAGGUUAUCUGUACGACAGCUACACUUCAAUCCUCAUAUUUUUGCCAUACGUGUAGUAAAUGUACCUCCAUUCGCCGAAUCUGUCACAGAAGGUGAUAUUGUUUGGAAAAAAGCCGUUGGUGACUCAGUAAAUACAGAUGAUGUUAUUGCAGAGAUUGAAACUGACAAGACCAAUGUACCUGUUCCAGCGCCAUGUUCGGGUGUGAUAACAGAACUACUUGUUGAAGAUGGAGGAAAAGUUACUGCAGGUCAAGAUAUUUUUAAAUUGGAGGAAGGUGCUGCUCCAACUCCCGCGGUUGUUGAAAAGCCACCCCAAGAGCAUGUGAAAAAAGAGUCUGAAAAGAGACCUCUGCCCUCACCUCAGGUUCCUCCAUCAGUUACCCAUACUCCAACUCCAGAAAUUAGUCAAAGUAUUUCAACGACUUCAUCCGUACCGACAUCUCUUGAUAGUGCGCGUGUAGAACAACGUGUAAAGAUGAGCCGUAUGAGACUCCGAAUUGAAAAACGUCUGAAAGAUGCCCAGAACACAUGUGCAAUGUUGACAACCUUUAAUGAAAUUGAUAUGUCAAACCUUAUCGAACUUAGAAGUCAGUACAAAGACAUCUUUUUGAAAAAACACGGUGUAAAGUUGGGGAUGAUGUCUACGUUUACUAAAGCUUCUGCAGUUGCCCUUCUGGACCAGCCAGUCGUCAAUGCUGUUAUUGAUGGCUCAGACAUUAUAUACAGACAUUAUGUUGAUAUUAGUAUUGCAGUAGCAACCCCGAAGGGUCUUGUCGUCCCUGUAUUGCGCAAUGUGGAGAAAAUGAACUACGCUGAUAUUGAACGUGGUAUCAGUGAUUUAGGUGCGAAAGCCCUUGACGGCAAAUUAGCCGUGGAAGAUAUGGAUGGAGGAACUUUUACAAUUAGCAACGGUGGUGUGUUUGGUUCAUUAUUUAGUACUCCUAUAAUCAAUCCACCUCAAUCUGCAAUCUUAGGUUUGCAUGGCGUAUUUGAUCGACCGAUUGCACUGAGAGGACAGGUUGUCAUCCGUCCAAUGAUGUAUGUCGCCCUAACUUAUGAUCAUCGUCUGAUCGACGGUCGUGAAGCAGUAUUGUUUCUACGCAAAAUCAAGGAAUUUGUUGAGGAUCCACGAACAUAUUUCCUUCAGACCUAAACAAUAGACUUUAAGAAAAUACUUCAAGUGCACUGUUGAUUUGCGAGUUUUGGAAACUUAUCAAUUUUUCUUUUCAUAUAGCUUUCUAUGGUGCAACUAGUGACAGUUAAAAUCGUUAUAGUUUGUGUAUACAUUUAUGUAUGAGUAUUCUUUCCUUUAUAACUUAAAUAUUUCAAUAGUUCAUAAGUAGAUUGCGUAUUAUUUGUCUUUAGUUAAUAAGAGUUGUGUUACCCAGAAUUUUUGCAAGUAAUUUGUAUAUUUUAUUCUGUAUAAUUAUUUCGUACCCACUAUUUAGGCGCCAGACUGUAAUAAUUCAACCUUAAAGUGUAUGAAUUAUGUGUUUGAUUUAAUUCAUUUAUGCAUGUAAUGAUUUUCUAGAGUUAUCAAAAUUCAGUAAUUUAGUCGAUGGUAGUUCUGUAGGUCUUUUUUUUUCAUGUUUUUAUUUGAUAUUCAAUUAGAAUGAAAAUAAUCAGAUAAUUGUAUUGUUUAGUUAACAAAAUUCUGUCCUAUUCUCUAUUGCAGCAUAAAAGGUAUGGUUAUCGUAUCUAUAACUUGCAAACAUGUAAAUCAUAAAUGAAAAUUACGGAAGA